AUGAGAAGGCCUCCGGAUCUUCUGGAAGACCGGGAUAAACCCCAUCUCCUUCAGCCGUAUCACACUAUUCCCUCCAAGGAACCUAUCUAUUCAGUGGCAUUAUACCCGUUCUAUGAGCUCCAAGAUCCUUCAACGGCUUGCUUGCUUUCUGGCCUUAGGGACCACCCCAUCCGACUGAAUUCCGCCUUGUACCCUGGACUCCUUGGGUCCUAUAGCCUCAUAUCACCGACAACGGAGGCCUUUAUAACUCCCCACUCUCUGCUAUACCCCUCUAGCCUUGGCGGCACGCAUUUCUUAGCUGGAUGUGACAGUAUGAUUUGUCUGUUUGAUAUAUCACGUCCGGGAAAGGAAGGGCCGGUUUCUAGGUUGCUCACGAUCCCUAGUAAGCGAAGGAAGCUAGUAGGAGGAGGCGUGGGUAUGAAAGGGAUAAUUUCAACAAUGUCAAUUGACAAUAGCGGCAGUGGAAUUCUUGCUGCGGGCACAUUUACCAGACAUAUCGGCCUCUACGGAGAUAAUGGAGUUGGUGACACUAUAGCGACCUUUAGCAUUGCAGAUACUGCUGCUGACAAGAUAAUCGGUGGCAAUGGUGUGACACAGGUGCUCUGGAGCCCUUGCGGCCGAUAUUUAUACGUCCUGGAGAGGAAGAGCGACGGGGCGUUGGUAUAUGAUGUUAGGGUAACAGGACAACUCGUGGGAUGGCUUGAAGGCAGACGAGCAGAUACAAACCAAAGAUUAGACGCUGGAUUUAUCGACAUCAAUGGGUCCUCGGAGCUCUGGGCUGGUGGAACCGAUGGUGUCGCGCGGAUGUGGAAGCAGCCGUGCCAUGCUGAAGGAGGCUUAUGCCCAACAUGGAAGGAGAAGGUCCAUCAUGGUAAGUCUAGUCCUCUCUCCCUGAUAAUUAGCCAACUGUAUUCGUCUCCUCCGCUAACUUAUACAUGGAUGUAG
Trichophyton rubrum CBS 118892 is the source of this 945-nucleotide messenger RNA. RefSeq lists its product as uncharacterized. Bases 1 to 945 code for a protein of 314 amino acids. The transcript has a single exon. Lineage: Eukaryota; Fungi; Ascomycota; Eurotiomycetes; Onygenales; Arthrodermataceae. The record is from RefSeq and is a predicted model, not a curated record. Gene Ontology annotation, molecular function: protein binding.